This is a messenger RNA of Malaya genurostris, 4290 nucleotides long. RefSeq names its product transcription factor Sp9 (gene Sp1). Gene Ontology annotation, molecular function: DNA-binding transcription factor activity, RNA polymerase II-specific; RNA polymerase II cis-regulatory region sequence-specific DNA binding. Bases 1395 to 2978 code for a protein of 527 amino acids. The record is from RefSeq and is a predicted model, not a curated record. Lineage: Eukaryota; Metazoa; Arthropoda; Insecta; Diptera; Culicidae. The transcript is spliced from 4 exons. Gene Ontology annotation, biological process: regulation of transcription by RNA polymerase II.
AUUAUUCAAAAAACUAUUCAAGUUAGUUGAAAGAAUAAUCUUGAAUGGUGAACGUACACGUACAAAAGUCUAAUUUAUCAAUGGGAAAACGUUUGCUGGCCUGCCGCUGGGUGCUGGUUUUAAGCUGAACCCCUUUUCACUGUGGACUUGACUGGCCGUCUUCCGUAUCGGAAACAGUGCUCCGACGCGUCAAACUGCGAGUGCGAGUGUUUUUGGUUUUUUGUGCUCCGUUGUGUAUUGUUGGCUGCUACCGCUUUCUGUAACUGCUUCUGAACCCUCCGGUUUCGGCCGCGUUCGAGAUAACUGCCGUGGCAGCGACUUGGAGAAGAAAUAAUAAUAAAUUCUAAUCUGUCAUCCGGUGGAAGACAACACCCGAAAACAAAAAAGUAUCCACCACCAGAAGAAGAUCGUCAUCGUUGUGUGUACUAAAGAGAGUGUGUGACACUUCCGAAGCGCCAUCUUAGCAGCCAGCUGUCGUGAUCAUAAAAUUAAUCGACUGUCAUUUGUUUCGCAAAUUCAAAUGACCGAACCUAGGUUCGGUCGGUGACAUUUCCAGUGAUCCUCGGUGAUCCUCGUUCAGCAGUAAGUGCGUGAUUGAUUACCCCGGUGAUUGGCAUCUGCUCGGUGACUCCCGUCGUCAGUCAGCCGACUUUACGGGUGUCAGGUUCUUUUGUUUUUUUUUUUCUGUAUUGUUUAGUGCGAAUAUUUUUUUUUGGUUCGACGACGGGAUAAGACAACAAUAAUGAACACAUAAAAUUGCUCAUUGUUAUUUUUAUAACGCGCAAUUAGCGAGUGAAAAAACGGAACCUCAAAACGUAGCCAACGAAAAACGAAGUUGAUAGCAGAGCUCCCAGAGUUGAAUGCUCACAGCGAGCAAAAAAAAAAGAUUAUAAACGGAAAAAUUCAAUGAGAGAAAAUGUUUUAGAAGUUGCCGCUCACCUAUCGUUUUCUAAAUAUCAAAUUAAACAAAUAGGCGCACGGGAAGCGAAUAUCAGAGAAGAAGAAGAAGACGAAAAAAAGAAGCUAACGAAGCAGUGCGAAUGAACGAGAGAGAGAGAGCGGAAAAAAACUGAACGCUUAAGAAAUAGUGUUUUAAGAUGACUCAUUUGAUUUAAUUGCACGCUCUCCGAAAGGCAAUUACCAACACGUAAAAUUUGUGAAGAAGCGAAAAAAAAACAGAUAAAAAAAAUCUAUAUCGACAUUUGGAAAAUAGAGUAAAAACAAGUGAUCAUAGAUAGCGCUAGAGAAAGAGAAAGAGAUAGAUAGAUAGAUAGAGAGAUAGAGCAAGAAAGAGUGGUGUUCACAGGAGUUGAAGAGUUGUUUCGAGUUGUUGUUUUCCCGAAGCAGCCAAAACGUCGGAUCCCACGAGGAGGCUUGACCACACGACGUUCAGCAUGUUGACCGACAUGAGUCCGUCGGCAGCCGGACAGUUCUACGGGGCCCAGAUACCGGCCAUGGGUAUGAACAUCGCCAACAUCACCCACAUGCAGAAACCAACAGAUCAUCCCGGUUUGAGAGGCACACCGUUGGCCAUGCUGGCAGCUCAGUGCAAUAAGCUGUCCAGUAAGUCACCGCCGCCACUGGCGGAUGCCGCCGUUGGCAAAGGAUUUCACCCGUGGAAGAAAAGUCCCAUUUCAUCGGGACCCCACUCGCCGAACAGUCUCGGAAGUUCUCAGGUCGCCACGAGCAGUUCCGCAAGCAACGUGAUACAAUCCACCCAGCGGACACAUUCUUCAUCGUCCGCAUCAUCUACCAGCCCGAUGUCGAACGUUACGACCAGUCGCCCAAUUACUUCAUCUUGUGCGGCGACCACAGCGCCGUCCUACGGCAGUGACUUGUAUUUCCCGGGAGCCACCACAUCGCCAGCUUGUGCCGAAAAUCCGCACAUGCAGCACGGUAUUCUAGGUAAGGUCGAGGGAACGGCUCUCGGGUCGGUCUACUCCCGGCAUCCGUACGAUUGGCCGUUCAAUGCUGUCUCGGCAGCGACGGCCCACAAGACCGAUAACAUGAACUCCGGCUGGUGGGAUAUGCACGGUGCGGCUGGCAGCUGGCUGGACAUGGGAAGUGCCGGCAUGCACGCCGCUACCAUGGCGAACUACGCCGCCAGUGCUGCCGUCAGUUCGGACUAUUCGACACUGACACACUCGCUGACGAACACGGCCCACCUGCUUGGUACCGGGCAGCAUCUACUGCAGGAUACAUACAAGAGUAUGCUGCCGUCCCAAGGCGUCGGAAGCUUCGGUUUGCCGCAUGCACCGGCUUCACCGGCACCGCCAACACCGCAAGCUCCGUCUCCUCGCAGUCAGCGCCGCUAUUCGGGCCGUGCCACCUGCGAUUGUCCAAACUGUCAGGAAGCGGAACGGCUUGGACCGGCCGGAGUUCAUCUGCGCAAGAAAAACAUUCAUAGCUGUCACAUUCCUGGCUGUGGCAAGGUUUACGGGAAAACAAGUCACCUGAAGGCUCACCUUCGAUGGCACACCGGCGAGCGGCCGUUCGUCUGCAACUGGCUGUUCUGCGGCAAACGUUUCACAAGAUCCGAUGAACUCCAGCGCCAUCUACGUACACACACAGCAAAACACGUCAAAACGCACGGAGCGCCUUCAGCCGGUGGCAACGGCAGUGGUGGCACUGGAACGGCCAAGAAAAAUUCAUCCGACUCAUGUAGCGAUUCCGAGGAGCACAACAACCAAACCGAUCUCCACCAACAACAACAACAACAACAGCAACAGCAGCAACAGGCAUCAAGCGGUGGAGGCGGAGCACCCGGUGGAGGUGGCGGUGUAGGCGGUAGUCCCGGUGCAGCUAGCCACGUCAGCCAUGUUGGCGCUAUGCCACCCGGCCUAGCUUCGAUGGGGGGUCAUCCCGGUGCACUGAGUCAUCCCUCGCAGCAACCGGGUGGACCCCAUCACCAUGCGCACACCCCCAGCCCUGGGCUAGAACACGUAAGCCAGUUGGACGUUAAACCGGGUAUCGUUUGAGGUAUGCUUGGGGCACCCUUCUUUAGCCACCACCAUCAGGUGAUGGGGCCCUUCUAGCAAGCAAGUUUAAUCAAUUAACCAGCAGCUCUUCGGUGGGAAGGGAGACCGGUUCCCGGUAGCAAGUUUUGAUAAGACAGUGAGAAGGGGGGAGGGGGACACUAUUCGAUGGUACAAAAAUUUCGGCUUGAUUACUCAAAAUUAACUGUCCAGGGCCUGGUGAGGUGAGAGCUGUGGGAUCUAACGGCAAAACCCCGGCCGUUCGAUGUGCGGUAACGAUGACAACGGAUCAACAAUUUGUGAUGUUUCUAAUUGUAAAUAGUAAUAAAAUUUUGAACGAUAGCUGCCCCGACACUCGGUGUGCGUUAAUCUUAUUAUCACAUUAAUGUGUCUAUUCGUAUAGUUAAUCUGUUAUGAACAAAUGAAAAGACAAAAAAAAAUCGCACAUUCACAUUACGAACCAUUGUUAAAUUAUUUUUUUCUUUUCAAAGCAACCAAUUUACUUAUUAGGUAUUAUAUACGGUAGAGACAUGAGAGGGUGAACCAAUUCGACGAGAUCGUAAAAAAAACAAAACAAAAUUAAAGUGAUCAUGAAUUGAACGGAAAACCUGUAUAAAUUAUUCACUUCACGGCACCAUUACGGUGUAGCAAGUCCAUAUUAGAUUGAGCAUUUGCUGAAUAAAUUACUAUUUUAAUCAUUCGUGUAAAACUUUUCACUACUCACGGAUAAAUUUUCGGACGAAUCAAACAACAAACAGAAUACUUAUCGUUAUAACUUAUUGUAAAAUAAAUGUAACAUAUCAAAUAAGAACUAAUUGCGCACGGAAAGGGUACAUCAUGAGGAACGUGUUCAAGCUCGCAGGCACACCCACACACGUUUAUAGAAACGUCAAACAAAGCCGCGCGCGUGUGUGUGAGUGGAGGGUGUGUCGUUUGUUUUGCGAUUGGAUCCAUUGGAUCCGAAGGCCUGUGUCCUGCCCUUCCCCAUAAAGAAUGUAAUUGUAAUAAAGAAUAAACAUGCACAACCGACACCAGUAAUUAUGACACUUGAGAUGAGCAGGCUUCAUAGAUUGUUCGCUAGGUAAUCAAAAAAAAAAACCCGAGCUGAUUGCAUGAAUGACAGGCGAAACGAAUAAACAGGGUAGAGCCAAAACAAAAAAAACCUGCGCAUGACGGGUGCGAAUGAAUUUCCACCGGGGAAAGCAUUUUUCUUUUUAGUUGUUGGUAGUAAUUAAAUUCUGCGAAACGUAAGUGAAAACGAACAAAUGAAACCUUAAAUUAAUUAAAUAUUUUAGCUAUUUUGGAAUAAGUAAAA